Molecule: messenger RNA, 3872 nt
Organism: Schistocerca cancellata (South American locust)
Lineage: Eukaryota; Metazoa; Arthropoda; Insecta; Orthoptera; Acrididae
Product: luciferin sulfotransferase-like
Exons: 7
Coding region: 307-1296 (329 amino acids)
Biological process (GO): sulfation
Cellular component (GO): cytoplasm
Molecular function (GO): sulfotransferase activity
Source: RefSeq, a predicted model, not a curated record
GACCGCUGAGAACGCGGUGAGCCCACUGCCAGUUCGCGCUCCGACAGCCUACCACAGUCCCGGUACAACACGACGCCUCCCACAACCGCCGCCGUUCUCCAGCAACCAUCGCCUCACGCUACCGGCGCCAAAAGACUUUCGCGUCCGCUGCAGGAACUGUGGGGAACCAACAGCCGCGCAGACGACUUCCGUGAGAGGAGACAGCUGUAUUGUCGUUUCGGAAACUGCUUCUGGAUCUUUCUCAGGGGACGUUGUCCUUCACUGCCUCUCUAGUGUCAUUCUAUUCGCUCUCCCUACAGGCGCGCCAUGUCGCUGCAGCUGGAGCAGCUGGCGGAGCCGGCGGCGCUGCGCCUCGCCGCCGCCUGCCGCAGCAGGGUGUACCCGCCGGGCGCCUACCGCGUGCGGCCCAGCGGCUGCAUCGUCACCGACCUCUACCCGCAGCACGCGCAGGCGCUCAGGGACUUCGACAUCUACGAAGACGACGUCUGGAUCGCCUCCUACCCCAAAUGCGGAACAACAUGGACUCAGGAGAUGGUCUGGCUGAUUGCAAACGAUUGCGACUUUAAAACUGCCAAGGAGAAGACUCUGAACGACCGAGUACCGUUUUUUGAGAUGAUGACGGUGCUGGAGUUGCCACCGGAGAUCACGGACGAGGCUCUGAAGGGCGCCUACAGCGGCAACAUCAAACGGCCUCGCUACUUCAAGACGCACCUGCCCAGGGACUUGCUACCCAAGCAAAUAUGGACCAAAAAACCCAAGAUUAUCUACGUGUCUCGUGAUCCGAAGGACGCAGCGGUGUCGUACUACCACCACCACAGACUGUGGAGCGGAUACAUAGGCACUUUCAACGAGUUCAUGGACGCUUUCCUCGACGACUUGGUGCUCUUCAGUCCAUUUUGGAGCCACGUGCUUGACUAUUGGAGUCUACGCCAUGAACCAAACAUUCUUUUCAACACAUAUGAAGAAAUGAAGAAGGAUCUUCCAGGGGUGAUUCGCCGCACGGCGCGCUUCCUGGACCGCCACCUGAGCGAGCAGCAGGUGGAGCAGCUGGCGCAGCACCUGAGCUUCAGCAGCAUGAAGGACAACCCGGCCGUCAACAACGAGAAGUACGUCCAGGAGGAGAUCCGCCGCAACCAGAUGGACGACCGCGACGGGCAGCUGCGCUUCGUGCGCCGCGGCGAGGCGGGCGGCUGGCGCGCCGAGAUGACGCCCGAGCUGGCCGAGCGCUUCGAGGAGUGGACGCGCCGCCACCUCGAGGGCACCGACUACCGCAUCGGCGUCUCCGGCGGACACUGAACCACGCUCAGUCUUCCCACAACACGUCUCGGGAGCGCAAGCUUAACAGAGUAGUUUUUACAUAACACUGUCAGCUGCCAGCAAGCAAAUCUUCAUCCUCUUUUAUUCUCAUCUGGCAAAAAUCACGAAAGCCUUUCAUGUUGCAGUAACUGGUUUGCACCAUCCAGUAAUCAUUUUCAGACUGUAAGCACAUACUGACAGCAUUGACAUUGUUUCAGUCGCUUUGUCGAAUUGAAAUAAUAAAGUUCGCAAAGCAAAGGGCAACGAUACGUCACUGCUUCCUGCACGUGCUUUUCGUCCGAUGACGAAUACUGGCUGAUCGAAACUGGUUACUGUAUUGUGAAAUACUUUCGGCAUUGCCGUCAUUAGUAAAUAAAAGAAGACUAUUAAUCACAAAUACCCUUCAUUAUUUCCGAAGAGAUGUUUAUUUGCUACCAGUUUCAGUCUAUUUCACCAUCAUCUUUCAACAUACACAAUUUUUAUGUGGUGUCCACAGAGCAUGGGGCGAACUGCUACAUCCGGCUUAUGACCUGAAAAUAGCCGAUGAUAACCACAAGAGGUAAUUUUAUAUUGAAAUUGUUGUGAUUUUGCCAUACAAGUAAUUAUUAUUGGCGUCUACAGUACGACUGAACUGUGGCUAUUUCCAAAAUAAAGGUGGCGCUGCCUAUACUUUUGUUCAAGGACUGGCAGCUGUUUGCCAAUUCACUGUGCGAAAGCCGCUUGCAGCCAUUAAUUGCUGCUGAGAUAGUGUAGUUAAUUAGAACUUCUAUGAUAGUCAUAGACAGGGAACCGUAACUUCCGUAGUAAUGUGUUAGGUGUUGCAUUAUGCUAGUUUACAGCCAGUUACCAAAGAUAAACGAAUAAGUGAGCAUAUAAAACAAGGAAUAGGAAAACAACAACAUACGAGUGUUCCUGUGCAUUUAUUCAGCCAGCACUGUUUUCGAGCAGUCUUUCUACACAAAUUACCUUCUCAAGUGUUCUUAACAUCUUUGUAUUUGUUUGUGAAGCUUUCUGCUCCCUGCGCAAUUGAAGACAGUUUUGGAGUUUAACAAUAGUUACCAGUAGCUCCUCUGUAUUUCGACAUCGUCGCACAAGACACUUGAAAACCUUAACAAAUUCUACAAGUAAAGCUGUCGCGUUCUAGACUAAGCAGUUCCAUAGUGAAGGGGUCGACAAAGGACAAGCAGUUGACAAUAAAUUAUUUCGUCCUUUAUUUCCGCUUAACUCUGCUUUUGAUAACACCAACGACUCAACAUUCAUGUAAUAAUACCGGCAGUCAUAUCAAACACAUCAUAAUGAUUUCAGGAAUAGGUGAUUCGUCUAUUUUUCUUUUAAAAUCAACAUCGUCUGAACGUAUCAAAGUUUCUGUAACGGGAAGCCACAGAAAAGGAUACCUGCGUAUUUCACAUACUGAAAUAAGUUCUGAGGAUUAUUGUCAUAAAGCUGCUCUAAAGGUGAACACAUGAAGUUUGCAGUGAUACUCUUCAAACAUUGCCUUUUUUCCAUUUAUGUGAACGGGAACUGAAAUCAAAUGUGGCCCAUAGGUACAAACAUUGUCAUUUAAUUUUUCUCAUUACAGUGUUCACACGCUGUGAACCUUAGGAUCAUGGGCAUUAUAUGGAACUGCGGAAAACAAUACGUUUUGGUGCGGUUGAUAUUGUUGAUAGAGGUUUCCCCUGAGCCCCGAAGUACAGAUACUGGACGAAUGUCCCUCGCGAGCCUAGCGCACUGCAGUUGACGGAAACGGCGGACAAAUUCAAAACUGGUAGUUUGUCCGUAUCUUAGUGACAGAACAUUUUUAUGAAUAAAAGUUUAACUAAGGGAGAGAUCAUAAAACGAUAUGACCAUAUAUUUUCGGGAGACCGUAUAUUCCACAGAGGCCUAAAAGUGUAGCGUGUUGUUUUAGGAGCAUUGUGUCUGCAACAAGCGAUUUGUUAUGAAGCGGAAAAAUAAAUUUCUGGCAUGUUUGUUCAAACCACGUGGCAGAAUAUAUCAUUCGUACCACACAGCUGCAUAUCUUAACAGCAGCAACAAAAUACUGUACGCAAUAAAUCGAAAUGCCAUUGUUUCAAGCAACAAACUGCCUAUUAUCUUUCAGGAAAUGCAGGUCACUACUUUUAUAGCUCUCUUGUUCAAUUUAUAAUACAUUUCGUGUGUGUCAUGGAUAAAUUCGUCCAGCAUUCGCGAACCGUAUGCAAAUGUUUGUUUACCUAAGUUCAAGUAUUUAUUUAGAGUUUGAACCAGACGAGUAGCAUGUAUAAUAAUAAGUUAAUGACAACUGGGAUUCCUUUCUAGUCCCCUGCAGUUCUUGCGUUAUUUUGUAGCAAAUAUCCUUCCAAUAAUUACACCUGUACAAUAAUGCGAAGGAGUAAAAUGUGUCUUUUGGUACUGCAUUUCAUACGACAUACACAAGCAAGAAACAAAUCAUGGAAACUAGCAACCCAGAAUUCUACGUCUACCUUUACUACUCCUAUAAAACAACUGAAAUUUGUCUGAUUCAAAACUAUUUACAUUUUUGAACACUGAUUAAUUUCCAACAAUUUGCAAACAUCAAACGAAACUUGCAAGUAAAAAGU